UUCAGUUCAGGAAGAAGAAAUAAUGGCGACGCUUCUGGGGUCCGAGUCCCCCUGCGCUGGAGGAAAACGGAGACAUUGCAACAGCAGCAUCGUCACAAAGUUCACGGCUAGUAAAAUUACUGGCCAGGGUUUCAGCCGAGGCACGGAGCUCCCGGGAGGCCUGCUCCAGGAGAGAGAUAAACGGGCCAAGUGGCAUGGCAUCCCUACUCUGCUGCAGAGGCUCUACGAGAGCAGCCAUCCCAACAGUGACCUCUCCAACGCCUACAGCUUUCUUAAGGUAUUAUCAUCCCAGCUCUCCAUGGAGGCCAUGUCUUUUGUCACGGAGGACAGGAAGACCGCUCAGGAAUCCACCUUCCCCAACACGUACACCUUUGACCUCUUUGGUGGAGUCGAUCUGCUUGUGGAGAUCUUGAUGAGACCCACGUUAACUAUGCAGAAAAACAAAAACAAUAUGAAUGAUGACUUGGUCAAGGAAUGCCUUAGUGUUCUCUACAACUGUUGUAUAUGUACGGAGGGGGUCACAAAGAGCCUGGCAGCGAGGGAUGACUUUGUGCUGUUUCUCUUCACCCUGAUGACGAACAAGAAGACUUUCCUCCAGACCGCGACCCUAAUUGAAGAUAUUCUUGGAGUCAAAAAGGAGAUGAUCCAGUUAGAGGGCAUCCCCAACCUGUCGGGCCUGGUCCAGAGCUUUGACCAACAGCAGCUAGCCAACUUCUGCCGCAUCCUGUCAGUCACCAUCUCAGAACCGGACGUGGGAAACGACGACAAGCACACCCUUUUGGCCAAAAACGCACAGCAGAAACGCAUCGCUAGCCCAUCCCGGGCAGAGGUCAACCAGGUAACCCUACUGAACAUCCCCGGCUUCAUUGAGCGGUUGUGUAAGCUGGCCACUAGAAAGGUGUCUGAGGCCACAGGUGCGAACUUCCUGCAGGAGCUGGAGGACUGGUACACAUGGCUGGACAACGCUCUGGUGCUGGACGCCCUCAUGCAGAUGGCUACCGAGGAGGCGGAGCAAAGUAGUACAGAGUCCUCAGAUGAGAGCUCCCUGGCCACCAGCCCUCUGAGACAUCGACUGCCCCAGUCCAUGAAGAUCGUCCACGAGAUCAUGUAUAAGGUGGAAGUGCUCUACGUGCUGUGUGUCCUUCUCAUGGGCCGGCAGAGGAACCAGGUCCACAAGAUGCUGGCUGAGUUCCGUCUCAUCCCGGGACUCAACAACUUGUUUGACAAGCUGAUCUGGAGGAAAUACACGGCCACGAAUCACGUGGUCCAUGGCCAGAACGAGAACUGCGACUGUAGUCCGGAAAUAUCCUUCAAAAUCCAGUUCCUGCGGCUACUUCAGAGCUUCAGUGACCACCAUGAGAACAAAUACCUCCUGCUGAACAGCCAGGAGCUGAAUGAACUGAGUGCCAUUUCCAUGAAGGCGAACAUCCCGGAGGUGGAAGCGCUCGUCAACACAGACAGAAGCCUUGUGUGCGACGGGAAGAAGGGCCUCCUCACGCGCCUCCUCACCGUCAUGAAGAGGGAGCCUCCGGACUCGUCAUUCAGAUUCUGGCAGGCGAGGGCAGUGGAAAGUUUCCUCAGAGGAGCCACCUCCUAUGCAGACCAAAUGUUCCUCUUGAAGAGGGGACUCCUAGAGCACAUCCUGUUUUGCAUCAUCGACAGUGGUUGCACGUCAAGAGAUGUCCUGCAGAGCUACUUUGAUCUGCUGGGAGAGCUCAUGAAGUUCAACAUUGACGCCUUCAAAAGAUUCAACAAAUAUGUCAACACCCCGGAGAAGUUUCAGACCUUCAUGACGCAGAUCAACAGUUCUCUGGUGGACUCCAACAUGCUGGUGCGCUGCAUCGUCCUCUCGCUCGACCGCUUUGAGAGCCAGACUGAAGACGUCAAAGUGGUGGAGGUGCUGUCUGAAUGCUGCCUGCUGUCCUACAUGGCCAAAGUUGAGAACCGGCUGUCCUUCCUCUUCCGACUGAUCAACAUCAUCAACGUACAGACGCUCACACAGGAGAAUGUGAGCUGUUUAAACACCAGCUUGGUGAUCUUGAUGCUGGCCAGAAGAAAGGCGAAGCUGCCCUUCUACCUCAACGCCCUGCGGGAGAAGGAGUACGCCGAGAAGUACCCGGGUUUCCUGCUCAACAACUUUCACAACCUGCUGCGCUUCUGGCAGCGCCAUUACCUCAACAAGGACAAGGACAGCACCUGUCUGGAGAACAGCUCCUGUAUCCCCUUCAGCUACUGGAAGGAGACGGUGUCGGUGCUGCUGUGCUCAGAUAGGACUUCUCUGUGUGCCAUAGCGAGCUACAUUGAUGAGCCCUUCAUGGAUCUUUACAGAGACCUGCUGGAAGAUUGACCUCCUGUGUGUGUGCACUCAGUGCCGAGAGAGGGGGGGGCGGGGGGGGGCCACAGGGAGCCACAGGGAGCAUGGACACCUGAAGCUGGUGAAGACUCCGCUGAGCCAUCCGGUCGCUUUGUGACUGCGUUCUGGAUGUAAAGGCUCGCCAGUUUCUUUUCCCCCCCCACCCUCCCGCCCCCCCCCCGUCUAUACGUUUUUUUUUUUUUUUUUUUUUUUGCAACGAGGCCGUCGUCACAGACGGGACGUAACAUCUUUGCCGGGCCUUCGUCUUCUCACUAAGUCACCGCCCUCUUCUUCAAAGGAAGCGGCGGGGAGCCUGCACGCCCCACC
Messenger RNA from Cyclopterus lumpus (lumpfish), 2680 nucleotides. RefSeq names its product transient receptor potential cation channel, subfamily C, member 4 associated protein a (gene trpc4apa). Lineage: Eukaryota; Metazoa; Chordata; Actinopteri; Perciformes; Cyclopteridae. Bases 23 to 2347 code for a protein of 774 amino acids. The record is from RefSeq and is a predicted model, not a curated record. Gene Ontology annotation, molecular function: phosphatase binding. The transcript has 18 exons. Gene Ontology annotation, biological process: ubiquitin-dependent protein catabolic process. Gene Ontology annotation, cellular component: Cul4A-RING E3 ubiquitin ligase complex.